Messenger RNA from Lodderomyces jiufengensis, 1500 nucleotides. RefSeq lists its product as uncharacterized. The transcript has a single exon. Gene Ontology annotation, biological process: cardiolipin acyl-chain remodeling. Gene Ontology annotation, cellular component: mitochondrial inner membrane. Bases 1 to 1500 code for a protein of 499 amino acids. Gene Ontology annotation, molecular function: A2-type glycerophospholipase activity. NCBI's taxonomy places the organism in Eukaryota, Fungi, Ascomycota, Pichiomycetes, Serinales, Debaryomycetaceae. The record is from RefSeq and is a predicted model, not a curated record.
AUGAUAAAAACUCAACUACGGUGCCACCAAUUAUUCUAUGCCAGGGUAUCAAUUAGAUCAUUCACAUUAAAGUCAAAAAACCAAUACAUUUUACCAAAAGAUUAUGUACCAAAUAAAAAGAAUUUGAAAAAUAUAUCUUUACAAGAAGGUUUGAAAAUCUGGUGGGACUCAUUAUCACCAAAUAGAUUGGAAAGUCUACAAAAUGAAUUGGUUAAACUUAUGAUUCCAAAUAACGAAGAAAAUACAAAUAUUGAAUUAAUUCAGAGAAGAAUACCCAUACAACAAGGAGAUCAUAUCAAUACUGUAACAAUCUGUCGGAAAAACAGUAAACUCCCAACCAAACAUGUUGUAUUUAUACAUGGUUAUGGAGCAUCAUUGGGUUGUUUUGCAAGAAAUUUCAAAAUCAUUGAUGAGUUGAAAGAAAGUGAUAAAUUCAACUACCAUAUUCACUUUUUAGAUAAUAUCACUUUUGGUUUAUCAUCCAAUCCAAAGAUCGAUAAUGAUAAAAUAAGUUGGAAAAUUCCACCUACUGCCAAAAUCAAGCUAAUUGACAAUGAACCAACAGAUCCUAAAAAGCUAUAUAGAAAAUACUACAAACUAAUUGAAGGGUAUCAAUUGGACCCUGAAAAUUUCGAAGAGUAUCAAAAAUAUUUUGGACCAAUUUUAGAAGAUAUGGAAUUGUUUUACACUAAAGCAAUUGAUGGAUGGAGAAAAAGUAUGGGAUUGGAAAAAAUUGACUAUUUAAUUGGUCAUUCAUUUGGUGCAUAUUGGUGUGGUUCAUAUUCUAUAAAAUUCCCAAAUAAUGUAUCGAAUUUAAUUUUAUUAUCUCCAGUGGGUUUAGAAAGACAUGUAAUGGCAAUAACAAAUACUGAUAAAAUUACGAAUGAAAUCGAAAAACCAAAUUUAGACCCAACUUCUUAUAAAUUUUUGACGAGAUUCCCAAUUUUAUCUAAAAAUCAUAUUUUGAAUUGGUAUUAUAAAAUUCCAUACUUACCGAAAAUACUAAAGUUGUUAGGACCAUUUGGAGUUCAAUAUUAUUUUAGUAUGUGGUUAUCAAAAUUAGGAAAGAUCAACAAGUUAAUUGCAAAACAUGGAGGAGCUCAAGAAAUCUUUCAGAAUUCAAAUGACUUAGUGAUUGGAAGUAGUAAAGAGAUUAAAUUGAUCAUUGAGUAUUUAUAUAAUUCAAUCACAAAUGGUACAAAUAGUGAUAUUUAUGUGAAAUAUUUACUUACACCGGCAACAGUUAGUAAGGUACCAUUAAUGGAUAAAUUUUUACAAGCAGACCCCCAAACUUUUAAGUUUAAUACAUUUAUAUUUUAUGGUCAAUAUGAUUUUAUGAAUUCUGAAGCAGGUAAAAAAAUGAUUGAUAUACUACACAAAAAUAACCCAAAAAGUAUAUUUGAAUAUGAUGAAAUUGCAGAAGGUGGCCAUAAUCUAUACAUUGAUAAUCCAUUUGAUACAAAUAAAAAAAUUGGAAAGAUUAUUAUAGAUCAAGAAUAG